This is a messenger RNA of Bactrocera tryoni, 1012 nucleotides long. RefSeq lists its product as uncharacterized. The record is from RefSeq and is a predicted model, not a curated record. Bases 232 to 864 code for a protein of 210 amino acids. NCBI's taxonomy places the organism in Eukaryota, Metazoa, Arthropoda, Insecta, Diptera, Tephritidae. The transcript has 3 exons.
UCGCGAGCUCAGUCACAGCAGAGAUACGAUAACGACUUGUCGCAAAGUUUCCAACGCGCGCAUAAAAACAAAUACAAAGCUUACAUACUCAGUGCCGCAGAAAUUAACUGAUUAUUGUAACUAUUUCAUUAGAGUUUAGUUUAGAGUUCGAAAUUAAGACUUUUUUGACUUUUGAUACUAGACACAAACACCCUAAGUUGAUCCCGCAAGAGCACCGUUAUAACGGACAAUAUGCAACGAUUCGGAAAACAAUCACUCCAGCUUCACGUUCUACUUAUUGGGCUCGUUUGUUUUAGUCUAAAUGAUCCUACUAGCGCUCUCAGUCAGGUGGUCACCGAUACAUUUAGCCAAACUAUAGCCGGCGAUGUCCUUGUUUACCUGAAUGCCACUUACUGGCGUUGCGAUCUCGUCUUAUGUCCCGCCGGCACAGAUCAAUGCGUGGUGACGAAGUCUAGGUCGCCAACAGAACCAAGAGAUCUUAUACGAAGAAAUAUCUGUUUGUCAGCCAACAAACAGCAGCUUGUCGAUGAGUCGGUUACUGAGCCAAUAAAAUCCAAUGAAGACAUCAAUUUCAAACUGAUUGUGAGCAGCAGCGGUUCGUCUGUGCUACAAGACUACUCCUACUCCAAUACCUAUACAGGCACGUCUUAUUCGAGUUCAUCUGUUAAUACAGAUGCUGUCUCAAAAGCUGCUGAAAAAGCUACUGCGGAUGCUGUGGCCAAUGCUGCUGCGAAUACGGCCCAUAUUAAUCGUCAAAUUGCCAGAACUCUCCAGCAGAUCGGUGAAGAAGUGAGAAGAAGCCUUGAUACAGUUCAACAAGACUUAAAAGAAACAUUCCGUAGCGCAGGCCUUUGGAGGAAAUGAGGAAACAUUGCGGAUGGCAGUGAGCUUGGCCUGGGAGGACGCUAAAAAUUAAUACCCGAAAAUAAAUGCUGUGAAAUAAUAAUACCUUAUAUAUGUAUGUAUCUAUGUACAACCGUUAUGGAUGUAAUAAAAAUAUGUUAAAAAAUUG